This is a messenger RNA of Penicillium alfredii, 2430 nucleotides long. Its product is annotated as ATP-dependent 6-phosphofructokinase. The record is from RefSeq and is a predicted model, not a curated record. Bases 1 to 2430 code for a protein of 809 amino acids. Gene Ontology annotation, molecular function: monosaccharide binding; fructose-6-phosphate binding; AMP binding. NCBI's taxonomy places the organism in Eukaryota, Fungi, Ascomycota, Eurotiomycetes, Eurotiales, Aspergillaceae. The transcript is spliced from 2 exons. Gene Ontology annotation, cellular component: mitochondrion; cytoplasm; 6-phosphofructokinase complex. Gene Ontology annotation, biological process: fructose 6-phosphate metabolic process; fructose 1,6-bisphosphate metabolic process; canonical glycolysis.
AUGGAUCUUGCUAAGCUUCCCGUCGAGCCACCCAAGAGACGCCGCAUCGGUGUUCUCACGUCGGGUGGUGAUGCACCGGGCAUGAACGGUGCUGUUCGGGCUGUCGUUCGUAUGGCCAUUCACUGCGACUGCGAAGCCUAUGCUGUUUUUGAGGGGUACGAGGGUCUGGUCAAUGGCGGCAACAUGAUCCGUCAAGUACACUGGGAAGAUGUCCGUGGCUGGCUGUCCCGGGGUGGUACCCUGAUCGGUUCUGCUCGCAGUAUGGCGUUCCGGGAGCGAGCCGGUCGUAUGCGAGCAGCCAAGAACAUGGUCCUUCGCGGUAUUGACGCGUUGGUUGUCUGCGGUGGUGAUGGCAGUUUGACUGGUGCCGAUGUCUUCCGCGCCGAAUGGCCUUCCUUGCUGUCGGACCUCAUCGCUGCAGGAGAGUUGACCACAGAGCAAGUGGAACCCUACAAGGUGUUGAACAUUGUUGGCCUCGUUGGCUCCAUUGAUAACGACAUGUCUGGAACGGAUGCCACCAUCGGCUGCUACUCAUCCCUCACCCGAAUUUGCGACGCUGUUGAUGAUGUCUUCGAUACCGCCUUCUCCCACCAGCGUGGCUUCGUGAUUGAGGUGAUGGGUCGGCACUGUGGAUGGCUUGCUCUCAUGUCUGCCAUCAGUACCGGUGCAGACUGGCUUUUUAUCCCGGAGAUUCCCCCUCGGGACGGAUGGGAGGAUGACAUGUGCUCUAUGAUUACCAAGGUAGGGUCUAUCGGACAGCUGAAUCGCAAGGAACGUGGUAAACGCCGCACAAUUGUCAUCGUGGCCGAAGGAGCCCAGGAUCGCCAGUUGAACAAGAUCUCGAGCUCUACCGUCAAAGAUAUCCUGACCCAACGGCUGGGUCUCGACACUCGAACGACCGUUCUGGGUCACACUCAGCGAGGUGGACCGGCAUGCGCCUAUGAUCGCUGGCUGUCCACUCUGCAAGGUGUCGAGGCUGUGCGCGCAGUUCUGGAAAUGACACCCCAGUCCCCUUCGCCAGUGAUCACCAUCCGCGAGAACAAAAUCAUGCGUACUCCUCUGAUGGAGGCGGUUCAAGCAACCAAGGAUGUCGCGUCCAAGAUCCACGCGAAAGAUUUCGCCGCUGCAAUGACCCUUCGCGACCCCGAGUUCAAGGAAUAUCAUCGAGCAUACCUCAACACCGCUACCCCGGAGCACCCCAAGAUGCUGCUCCCAGAAGGCAAGGUAUGCCCCAAGCCCACAAACUCCCUAGGAUCCCCAGGUACUUACUUUUCUCAGAGGAUGCGCAUUGCCAUCAUCCACGUUGGCGCCCCCGCUGGUGGUAUGAACCAGGCCACCCGUGCCGCGGUUGCCUACUGCCUGACCCGAGGCCACACUGCCCUCGCCAUCCAUAAUGGAUUCCCCGGUCUAUGCCGCCAUCACGCCGACAAGCCCAUCAGCUCGGUUCGCGAGGUGCAGUGGCUUGAAUCUGACAGCUGGGUUAACGAGGGUGGAUCAGACAUCGGAACUAACCGCAGUCUGCCGUCGGAGGAUAUUGAAACAACCGCCGAGUGUUUCGAACUCUACAAAUUCGAUGCUCUGUUUGUGGUUGGUGGUUUCGAAGCUUUUACCGCCGUAAGCCAGCUACGCCAGGCACGGGAAAAAUACGAUGCCUUCAAGAUUCCGCUUAUUGUCCUGCCGGCCACCAUCUCUAACAACGUUCCCGGCACGGAAUACUCCCUCGGCAGCGACACCUGCUUGAACACGCUCAUUGAAUUCUGCGAUGCCAUUCGACAGUCUGCUUCUUCCUCCCGCCGCCGAGUUUUUGUUAUCGAGACCCAGGGUGGUAAAUCUGGUUACAUUGCGACGACUGCUGGCCUGGCCGUGGGAGCCGUGGCAGUGUAUAUCCCUGAAGAAGGCAUCGAUAUUAAGAUGCUAUCGCGUGACAUUGACUUGCUCCGUGACAACUUCAUUCGCGACAAGGGCGCAAACCGCGCAGGGAAGAUCAUCCUUCGCAAUGAAUGCGCCUCGGGAACGUAUACCACACAGGUGAUCGCCGACAUGAUCAAAGAGGAGGCCAAGGGGCGAUUUGAGUCUCGCGCUGCUGUCCCCGGCCACUUUCAGCAGGGUAGCAAGCCGUCCCCAAUGGACCGAGUCCGUGCACUCCGUAUGGCCAUCCGGUGUAUGCAGCACAUCGAGGGAUAUGCUGGAAAGACACCCGAAGCCGUGGCGGCCGAUCCCCUGUCAGCAUCUGUCAUCGCCAUUAAGGGCUCCCAGGUCCUGUUCUCGCCCAUGGGAGGCGACUCGGGCCUAGAGGCGACCGAGACUGACUGGACCCGUCGUCGUCCCAAGUCGGAGUUCUGGCUUGAGCUGCAACAUGUGGUCAACGUCCUGUCCGGUCGUUCAGCUGUAGGCACCAACGAGAGCUGGUCUUGCUAUGAGAGUACGUAA